GCGAGACAAAAGGUUGACUAGACAGCAAAGACAAAACCAUCUUCAAGAAAAAAUGGCCGGCCUACACGUAUAAACAAAGUUGAGUCCCAAAUUCCCAAUCAACAUCACUAUUGAAAUACAUUAUGGAAGUUCCAUUGAAGAAGAUGAAUGGCCUCAAUUCCUUCUUGUCCUUGAAAGUUACACUACUAACGAUAGCAAUUGUCCUAGUGCAUAUUUCCGAUGCUCACACCGGAGGCAGAUAUGGCGGUGCAGGCGACGGAGUCCAGCCAUUGUCAAAGAUUGCCAUCCAUAGGGCGGUUUCCGAGCUUCACGAAAAUGCUUCCAUCAAAGCAGCACCAGUAGUUCUUGGAACCAAGGGUGAAGAUUAUCAAUGGGUCACUGUUAAAUUUGACUCUCCUAAACCUGGUGAAGAUGAUUGGAUUGGAAUUUUUUCUCCGGCAGAUUUCAACUCAUCUAUUUGUCCAGCUACUGAUGAUGUGGAGGGUGCUCCAUACAUAUGCUCAGCUCCAAUUAAGUAUAAGUUUGCAAAUGAUUCGAAUGAUGAUUACACGAAGACAGGCGAAGCAACUUUGAAGUUUCGAUUGAUCAAUCAACGAGAAGACUUCUCAUUCGCGUUGUUCGCAGGCGGGUUGUUAAAUCCAAAGUUGGUGGCGGUUUCUAAUGUCAUACGCUUUGCAAAUCCAAAGGCACCCCUUUAUCCGCGUCUUGCUCAAGGAAAGUCAUGGAAUGAAAUGACAGUGACCUGGACAAGCGGCUAUAACAUUGAUGAAGCUGUACCCUUUGUUGAAUGGGGUUUCAAGGGACGAGAUCAAAUUCAAACACUAGCAGGAACGUUGACUUUUCGUCGAAACAGCAUGUGCGGCCCACCGGCCCGGACAUUUGGUUGGCGAGAUCCGGGUUUCAUCCACACGAGUUUCCUAAAAGAAUUGUGGCCAAACUCUAUGUACUCUUACAAGCUCGGACAUAAGUUACAAAACGGCACCUUUAUCUGGAGCAAGUCCUACUAUUUCAAGUCAUCACCAUAUCCAGGACAAGAAUCAUUACAACGUGUAGUUAUAUUUGGUGACAUGGGAAAGGCAGAACGUGAUGGUUCAAAUGAGUUUCAUAACUACCAGCCAGGCUCACUCAAUACCACAGAUCAACUGAUUAAGGACCUAGAUAACAUAGACAUAGUUUUCCACAUAGGUGACAUUACAUAUGCAAACGGAUACAUCUCACAGUGGGACCAGUUCACAGCCCAAGUGGAGCCCAUUGUAUCUACUGUGCCAUAUAUGAUUGCGAGUGGCAAUCAUGAGCGUGACGUGCCGGGAACCGGCUCAUUCUAUGACGGCAAUGAUUCGGGCGGUGAAUGCGGCGUGCUAGCUGAGACAAUGUUUUAUGUUCCUGCUGAGAACAGAGCCAAGUUCUGGUACUCAACAGAUUUUGGAAUGUUCCACUUUUGUAUAGCUGACAGUGAACAUGAUUGGAGAGAGGGAUCAGAGCAGUACAAGUUCAUAGAAAAGUGCCUUGCUUCAGCAGACAGGAAGACACAACCAUGGUUGAUUUUUGCUGCUCAUAGGGUUCUGGGCUAUUCCUCUGCAUAUUGGAAAGAUGGCUCAUUUGGGGAACCAAUGGGAAGGGAAAGCUUACAGAAGCUAUGGCAGAAGUACAAGGUGGACAUUGCAUUUUUUGGUCAUGUCCACAACUAUGAGAGGACAUGUCCCAUUUACCAGAAUCAGUGUGUGAAUAAGGAAAAAUCUCAUUAUUUGGGCACGGUGAACGGAACCAUUCACAUCGUCGCCGGCGGCGGUGGGAGCCACUUGUCGAAUUUCGGGCCAGUGCAGCCAACUUGGAGUCUUUUCAGAGAUGUUGACUUUGGUUUUGUGAAACUAACGGCGUUCAACCGCACUACACUGCUGUUUGAGUACAAGAAGAGCAGUGAUGGGGAAGUCUAUGAUUCCUUCACCAUCUCAAGGGACUACAAGGAUGUUUUGGCUUGUGUACAUGAUGCCUGUGAACCCACCACUUUAGCCACAUAAUAAAAAAUAUUGUAUGAUUUUCGACUUCCGUGACGUUUUUUUUUCAAGAAUA
Messenger RNA from Morus notabilis, 2070 nucleotides. RefSeq names its product probable inactive purple acid phosphatase 27. The record is from RefSeq and is a predicted model, not a curated record. Gene Ontology annotation, molecular function: acid phosphatase activity; metal ion binding. Lineage: Eukaryota; Viridiplantae; Streptophyta; Magnoliopsida; Rosales; Moraceae. Bases 123 to 2018 code for a protein of 631 amino acids. The transcript is spliced from 12 exons.